AUGGCCACGCUUGACGAAGAGGACGAUAUUCCACAACUAUCUGCAGGCGCCCUUGAUGCACUGAAGGAAUUUUACGGGGAAAGAGAUGCGCAUCAGAAACAGUUCGAGGACCUGAAGUGCCAGGCAGAGAACGAGUUUGGAAAUGACCAACCGCUCUCUAUGAACGCUUUUACCGAAGACUGGAAUGCUAGUCAGUUUUGGUAUAGUGACGAAACAGCCACACUGCUGGCUAGACAACUGCUCGACGGCGCCAGCAAUCACUCGUGCAUUGCUGUUGUGUCAGCCCCCAGCGUCUUCAUACAGCUCAAAAAUCUCCUAGUUUCCUCAAACUAUGCUGUCAGGCCUCAAGUAUCCUUGCUAGAAUUCGACGAACGAUUUGCGGUGUUCAAAGAGUUCGUAGCUUACGAUUUCGAGCAUCCCGUUCGACUGCCGGCCGACUUGAAAGGAAAGUUCGACCGUAUUAUCUGUGAUCCUCCAUUUUUGAGCCCUGACUGUCAGACCAAAGCUGCUCUGACAGUGCGAUGGCUUUCGAAAGCCCCGAGCCCAGUGACGGAGACAUCACCGUCAGCAGAUUCUCAACCUCAGGACAAUCUGCGGCUGAUCGUAUGCACCGGCGAGCGGAUGGAAUCCUUGGUCACUAAAUUGUAUGGCAAAGCUGGAUUGCGCACCACCACAUUCGAGCCAAAGCAUUCCAAGGGCCUAAGCAACGAGUUUCGCUGCUACGCCAACUUCGAGUCGGAUGCACGGACCUGGACGUAUUGA
Molecule: messenger RNA, 762 nt
Organism: Coniosporium apollinis CBS 100218
Lineage: Eukaryota; Fungi; Ascomycota; Dothideomycetes
Exons: 6
Coding region: 1-762 (253 amino acids)
Biological process (GO): methylation
Molecular function (GO): nucleic acid binding; protein-lysine N-methyltransferase activity
Source: RefSeq, a predicted model, not a curated record